AUGGGGAAAACAUUCCAGAGGAUUCACGCCUCAUCCGUGGGAAGUUUCGGAAAGGACACUACCAAGAUCCCAAGAUGGAUUACAGCAAAUGGAGGAACCUACUCUGACGAUGUGGUCGACGGAUUGACCCAUCUCAUCGCAUCGAAGGACGCUUACAUGCGAAAUGCUCCAGCUGUGGCCCAAGCGAAGGAGCUAGGAACCGUCAAGAUCGUCUCGUACGAUUGGAUAGCGGAAUCGUUGCUCUCAAGAACUCGAUCUCCUCGCCCUGCAAAGGAAUACCUAUGGGUAAAUAUCUUGAAGGGUGAGAAGAAGAAAGGCUCUGCAAAGAAGGUUCAGGGGAACAAGGGACAGGCCCGACAGAGUAAGAGUGCAACCGCCUCGAAAGGCCAGUCGGAGGGCGACAAGACCGAAGAAAAUGAGGCGGAGGAAUCUCAGAAGAAGAAAGGUGCAUCAGCAAAGGAAAAAAGGGCGAAGCUGGCAGCCAUUAAAAAGAAGAGGAUGAAGACUGCUUCCGGCAAAUCUCAAGAUCCGUUUGAUACUAAACGUCGUACUCCCAAGGCCAUAUCCGUUGCGAGUAGAUAUUCUUUCCCUAUAAUGUGCGGGCUAGAGCUGGAACUGAGUGUGACUCCUGUAGACAGCCACCGUCUCUACGAAGCAGACGAUUUGACGGCCUACAGCGCAACGCUGGUCAGGCCUUCAGGCACUAUCCAAGGGGCUAGACAUACCGUUCAGCUGAAGAUCUACGAGACCAUCAAGCCCCCUCACAAAUACGCAACGCACAUCAGACUAACUCGCGGAUUUCGCGGCGGGCCAGCACAGACCGAUUUUCUUGCUCCUCUGGGCAGCGACCUCGAUACUGCUGUGACAGCGUUCAAGUUCUUUUUCAAGGAACGGACGGGGAAAGAUUGGGAGGACAGGCUGAGUGGGAUUGCACCGGAUCCGCAAAAGGACGAAGAUGGGAAUGUAAAGCCACCGCACGAAGGUUGGUGGUGGUAUGACAAUCCGCCUGUUUCAUCGUUGGCCAGUCUUUUUCGAGAUGGAGAGAUUUAG
Molecule: messenger RNA, 1050 nt
Organism: Aspergillus mulundensis
Lineage: Eukaryota; Fungi; Ascomycota; Eurotiomycetes; Eurotiales; Aspergillaceae
Product: BRCT domain protein
Exons: 4
Coding region: 1-1050 (349 amino acids)
Source: RefSeq, a predicted model, not a curated record